Molecule: messenger RNA, 1636 nt
Organism: Mirounga angustirostris (Northern elephant seal)
Lineage: Eukaryota; Metazoa; Chordata; Mammalia; Carnivora; Phocidae
Product: homeobox protein NANOG-like
Exons: 1
Coding region: 27-554 (175 amino acids)
Biological process (GO): regulation of transcription by RNA polymerase II
Molecular function (GO): RNA polymerase II cis-regulatory region sequence-specific DNA binding; DNA-binding transcription factor activity, RNA polymerase II-specific
Source: RefSeq, a predicted model, not a curated record
UUUCCGUCUACUCUUAACUCACCAACAUGAGUGUAGAUCCAGCUCUGCCCCUAUGCCCGCCUGGCCCCGAAGCACCCAGUUCUAGGGACUCUUCUCCAAUGCCUGAGAUUUACGGGCCUGAAGAAAAUUAUGCAUCCCUGCAAAUGUCAUCUGCUGAGACACGCCAUGCUGAGACUGUCUUUCCUCUUCCUUCGUCCAUGGAUCUGCUUGUUCAGGACAGCCCCGACUCCUCCAUGAGUCCCAAGGUAAAACCACCACCCACUUCUGGAGAGGAGAGAACAGUGAGGAAGGAAGAUACGUCCCAGGGCAAGAAACAGAAGAUCAGGACUGUGUUCUCUCAGACCCAACUCUAUGUCCUCAAUGAUCAAUUUCAGAGACAGAAAUACCUCAGUCUCCAGCAGAUGCAAGAACUUUCCAACAUUCUGAACAACAACCUUAGCUAUAAGCAGGUGAAGACCUGGUUCCAGAACCAGAGAAUGAAAUGUAAGAAGUGGCAGAAAAACCACUGGCCAAAGGAGAGCAAGAGUGUGAGUCAGGUGACAGGAAGCUUUUAAGUUUCUGCUUUCUUUUCACUGACUUCUUAGUUUUGUUCAUUGCUAAACCAUAUAUCUCUGCCUCAAUAUUCUGUUUCCCGUUAUUCUUACUGUGUCCAUUGAAGGGGUAUGAUUGGAGUCAAAGAGGUUUCAGUAGCGUUGGCUCUAUGGACAACAUGAUAAAAGGUGUUUCUCACUAUGGAUAACUAGAUACAAUACUAAUGUGGAUAUCUUUAGGCUCUAGAAUCUAACCUCAAGAAUAGGAAGUGAAGAUACAAAGACGUGUGAUGAAGGAUAAUUUGUAUUUUCUGAGAUUGUGAGGCUUUUCUUGUUAAUAACCUCUAACGGUGAAGGGUUAAGCCUUAAUGUGCUUCAUUGAUUUCCUCUGUCUCUUGUGAUGUUUUACUAGAACUGUUAAUCUGUUCAUUAUUCUAGUAUUUGUAGAAAGAUGUUUUGUAUUUUAAUGUGUCAUGAUAAUAGUACCAGCUUGGCUGAUUGGUUUAUAGGUUUAAGUACAAAUAAAUAAAAUACACACUUCAAAAAAAAAAAAAAGAUGGUGAUACAGAUCAGCAGAUGGACUGUGUGGGAAAUGGUCCUGGGGAAAAUUGUGAACCAUAUAAGGGAAAGAUAACUAGAGCACCACAUCUCACCAUACACAAAUAUGACUCCAGCUAAUUUAGACCUGGAUGUCCAAAGCAAAAUUUUAACUCUUUUGGAGAAAAAUUUAAGAGAAUUAUUUUAUGUCAGGGUGUAAAAAUAUAUUUUUUUUUAGGUAGGACAAAAUAAGUUUAACUGUAAGUAAAAGAUUGGAAAAUUUGACUAGAUUUAAAAAAAGGAAAAAGAAUCUGUAUUACAGAAGAUCCCAUGGAGGAAAUGAUAAGCCACAGGCUGGGAGAAGGUAUUUACAGUGCGGGUUAUAGACAAAGGAUUGGUAUUUAAUAUGUAAAGGAUUCCUAAAAAGACAAAAAUAACAGAUAACACAGUAUAGAAAUGGUAAAGUGUAUAGACAGGCAAUUCAUAGAAAACUUUAAAAGGAGUUUAACCUUAAGAGGAAUCAAGGAAAUGCAAAUGAAAACCACAGUGAAGUUCUAUUUCACACCUAU